This is a messenger RNA of Polychytrium aggregatum, 2202 nucleotides long. RefSeq lists its product as uncharacterized. NCBI's taxonomy places the organism in Eukaryota, Fungi, Chytridiomycota, Chytridiomycetes, Polychytriales. The record is from RefSeq and is a predicted model, not a curated record. The transcript has a single exon. The coding region runs from base 1 to 2202 and encodes 733 amino acids.
AUGUCUGACGCCGACGACCAUGCCCAGGCACCCUCGAACUUCAAGCUCGCCUCCCAGCGAUUCCUGGCAAAGCUCAAAAAGAUGCCCUCGAGCCAGGCAAUGUCCCGCUCCAAAAGCCAAGCGCCUUUCACUUCGACGUCGUCCUCCAACCUCAAGUACCACUCCAGUCAGUCUGGCUCGGUGCAGCCCACGUACUAUUGGAACUCGGACCCACAGCACGCCAACCACGACAAGUUUCCAGAGCCCUCGCCCCCUCCCCAUUCGUCGUCCUCUGGGUCGUCGUCGUCCUCGACGCUGGCCUCGACUCUGACCUCGCCCAGGAUCCACUCGGAGCCACACGAAGCACUCAGUCUGUCGUCCUCCGACACGCGGGCGCCCUCGGGUCCGUCUGGAUCCUCGACAACAUCGCACAAUCUGCGCCGCAAGAUGUCCAAGGUUGCCCUCAUCAGCUCGCUUCGGUCCAACCCCGAUCCACCCCCGGCCGAGGCACGCUACGGCGAUUCGAUCAUGCAGAGCAAGCGCUCCAGCACCAGCAGCAUCUCGGAUCACUCUAAUCUGUCGUCGCCCACAACCAACGGUUCGGGUGGCUCGCCCUCCGAGGGAGGCCCUCCCAAGUGGAAAUCGCUCUUCAAGUCCGUCAGCCGACCCGAGCUCAAGCCCUUUGUGACCAAGAAGCGCUCCAUGAACAACCUGUCGCAGGUCAAGUCCUCCGAUUCGCUCAGGGAAAAGUUCCUCGCCGAUCAGCAGUCCACAAAGCACGUCCGCUUUCCCAAGGAGAACCGUGAGGGCGGCGGGCUGCUGUUUGCCAUUCGCCCCUCCAACAAUGACCUCUCCAUGUCCCGUUCGAAAUCUCAACCCCAGCUGAAGGAAACCGACCCAAUGGAGGCCCAGCUGGCAUACAGCCCGGCUGUGCCCUUGGUGCUGCCGACCCGAACGACGUCGAACUUUGUGCGCUUCCAGUCGGGCCAGAGCUAUAUGCCGCCGCAGCAGGAACUACCUCCGCUUCCUUCGACCCUGCUCGACGGCAAGGCUCCACCUCCGCUUCCCAGCGAGCCGAUUCCGUCGCUCCAGUUUAUCUCGUCCUCGGAGCAGGCGCGCUUGACCCCCAAAGCGCAGGUACUAUCGCCACCCCAGCAAGUACUCUCGCCACCCAAGCAGGUGCUAUCGCCUCCACAGCAAGUGCUGUCGCCUCCCAAGCAGACGCUUCCGCCUCCUCCCCUUCCUCCCCUGCAAACAGCCUCGCCUCCCCAGCCACUUCGUCCGCUCCCUCACCACCUUCGUCACCAAAUGCCCCCUGACGCGGUCGCUGCUCCUCAGCAGCUCUUCAUCCCGGCACCGCAAGCACGAAAGCCCUCGGCCCGUCCGACAUCGCUGAUGUUCGAGCCUGAUCUGACUCCUUCGGGCACGUCGUCCUCACCCUUGCCGGCAUCGCUUUCCUCCGCAUACGUGGCUACUGCGCUAGCGGCAUCCUCGGUCUCUCCCACUGCUGGUGCCGAAGGCACUGCGCCUAAUACCCAGUCACUUCGAAAGGUGCGCUCCCGUCGAUCCUAUAUCCUCGCUGCUCGAGACCCCUUUGAGCUGACGCCCGAGCUGAUUGCGCGGGCCAGUGCCAGCUGGGCACCAAAGUGCGGCUACACGAACUGGCCGCUCCUCAUCCCGCUGCUCAAGGCCGACGGCCGGACCCCGUUCGAGUCCGAGCUGUACUGGAAGAUUCUGUUUCGCAAGCUCCCCGUCAAUAGCGUCCUGCGUAACCCUGUAACGGUGACAUGCCCGCACUGCGCCGAAACCGAGACGCUGGAGCACUUUAUCAUCGAGUGCCCGAACUCGCGCCAGUUCUGGCGCCAAGUCGGCGCGGUGCUCUCCCAGGCAGUGCGCAUGGACCUGACCGAUCUCGCGCUGCGGGAUAUUGUCUUUAUGUUCCCAGAUCUUCCCUCGAACCCGACCGAGGCCCAGUUCCAUGUUCUUACGGUUUGCCACUCGGUGGCGGUAUGGUCGCUCUGGAGCGCCCGCGACUAUGCCGCCAGUGCCUCCAACGAUGCCUGGGUGUUCUUCGAGACCCGGCUCAAGGCUCGCAUCGCACUCGAACGGGACUCGGGCAUAGGGUCGCGAAGAUUCCUCGAGCGCUGGGGCAGCAUCCCAACCUUUUCGCUCGAAAAUUGGCCGACGGUCACCAGCCCCCUGGACGAGCGAUCAAGUCCAUAG